AUGGAUUUGAGUGAGAUGUCUAACUGUUCAGUCAGAGUAAAAGAGGAACCGGAUAAUAUGACGCUCGCUAAAAAUCAAUAUGAAAUAACUGACGAGUCACCAGAUACUAAAAGUUUUCAAUACUGGAGCUUUCAGCGAGAAAAUCCAACCUUUAUGCUUCAAGAAUAUCACGAAAAUUCUAAACUCAUUGACGAAAUAAAAAUAGAGCUUGAAUGUGAGGACGUGAAACCUAAUUCGAACUUAUUACCAGUGAAGAAAAUUGAGAAUUAUUCUCCACAUCAUUUGCAAAAUAUAAAAUAUAGUAAGAAUUAUGAAAGUCAAAAAACAAUUGAAUUGGAAACUUCAAAAGUAGUGAGUAAAGAAUUUUGCAAUGACGAUGCAAAACAAUUGAGUACGAAUUUUGACCCUGAACUCAACGAGCAGAAUGUAAAAAAAAGAGUUAAGAAAAAGUUGAAGUAUCAACGUGAACUUGAAAGGUACAAUGAUUCAGCGCAAAAUGAUAAAAACCACGCAUGUGAAAUAUGCGGUAAGAAUUACUCGAGUAAGAUUAAUCUCAAAAAGCACGUCAGUUCGGUGCAUAGUGAUACAAGAUACGCCUGUGACAAAUGCGCUAAGAAAUACAAAAGUAAAACUAAUCUCAGAAGACACGUCGAUUCAGCUCACAAAAAUCAGAAACCUUACAACUGUGAUAUCUGUGGAAAGUCAUUUACAGAGAAGAGUAGUGUCAAUACUCAUAUCGAUUCGCCUGAGCAGAAGUGGUACAGCGUUAGGGCGAAAAUUGACCUCCAGCGACAAUUAUUACAAAUGAUAGCGAUGAGCACGAUCAAUCACGAUGUGCGUCUCAUACCAAGAGAAUCAUGGUACUCUUUAGAGUACACCGUGAAGACAUCUAAAGAGUAG
Molecule: messenger RNA, 900 nt
Organism: Trichogramma pretiosum
Lineage: Eukaryota; Metazoa; Arthropoda; Insecta; Hymenoptera; Trichogrammatidae
Product: zinc finger protein 891-like
Exons: 4
Coding region: 1-900 (299 amino acids)
Cellular component (GO): nucleus
Source: RefSeq, a predicted model, not a curated record